Molecule: messenger RNA, 3099 nt
Organism: Cladocopium goreaui
Lineage: Eukaryota; Dinophyceae; Suessiales; Symbiodiniaceae
Source: the annotation of a GenBank genome assembly
AUGGUGCGGAAAAGGCGCGCCGCGUCGCUAGCGAUGGGUGACGCACGAAGUCCAUGGAACCGUUCCCAUGACGCAGCCGUUGUGCUUAGCUGUGCCCGGUCUUCCAGUAGCAGAGGCAUGGUGAAAAUACUGGCCAAUGGCGAGAUUGUGCCAGACAAUGACCCCAGAGCGCAGGCCUCCGGUUCCACGGGUUCCAUGGGUCCCACGCAACGGCGCCCCGAGAAGGGUCGACCAUCCGAGUCCAAGGCGGCCCGCCCGGCACCAGAAGCUGGGGAGGAGAACGUCAUCGUAGGAGACCUGGCACGGAUGGUGGGGGUUUACGGCAAAAGCCAGGAGGUCAUGGGACGCGAGAUUCCUUUGAUCUAUCUGAUCGUAGGGGGUGUGCUGGCACUCUUGUGGCUCAGUGGGAAUACCAACGCGAUCCGCAUGAUUGCCUUUGCCUUGAUCGCCUAUGUGAUGUACACGCAGUACACCAGGGCGCGCUGGGCUCAGUGGCCCUGCUAUGGCGAUGAAGAUGAUGCAUGGUACAUGGACAUGGAGAUUCAGGCUGCCCGAGAGGCAGUGGAUUCCUUGGGAGAAGCCAGGCACGAUCUUGGCAAUAUCCCCCACCGCAUCCUCAGUCGCCGAGCUCCUUUCCCAGAUGACAUCGCGGCAGACGUCUAUGCCCAUGAUGUGAUUGGUCGACCUCAACUCUUGGCCUUCAAACGUCAGGCAAAGCUUCAGGCGGUGAUCUUGGGUGAGGGUGAUCCUGAGGAGUCAGAGGCAGCGGAAUGGUUGGUAGCCGAUAGCUCUCAUGCGGAAUUUGGAACCUCCAUUGAUGCAGACCUUUUGAACAAUGGGGCUACUGGUUUGGCUUUUUCUGUGAAAGGUGUUGUCCUGAUUCAAGGUGAGGAAGUGUUUGUGGAAAGAGUGGCCAGUAGGGACGUUGAGGACUGGCGGAAGAAGCGGGGUCUGGAGGCAGCAGAUUUGCGGCUUCUGGGAAACCAUAAAGACGCUUCGGGAAAGCGACGGCUUGAAUUGGCCACUGCUGUCAGCCUCAUGAAGGGAGUGUCCAAAGAAGACGACAAGAGUGAUUUCCCCAUCUCUGGAGUUCAUGCAGCCAAGGAAUAUCAUGAAAGUGUUGCCUUGGGUCCUGGGAAUUUUCUCAGUUACCAUGCGGAGUGGCUUCGUUUGUCAGGAGUUGGGAGGAGAUCAUCAGCCCACCACAUUCACAGGAGUUUGUGUGAAUGCCUUCGCCUGUUACAUUCCUAUGACCAGAUUGAUGCAUCCACAACUGCUGUCGGUGAAUUUUUGAGCCGUUGGGCAGUGCAGACUGAGCUAGCUGUUGAGAGGUCACCCACACAGCCAGACUAUACUGGUCUUGACAUCAUUUCUGGAGCAGCCAUUCAGGGAGAUGGUCGGGCCAGCACCUCCAAGUUUGGUGCAUGGGUAUCCACUCGCUUGAAAAAGCGAGCUCAGAUCUGGAAGCAGGAAAGGUUGUAUGCGCAGGAACGUGGACAUCUCCGUGGUCGUGGAAAAGGUACUGGCCGUGGUGGAGACGAUGGAUCCAGUGAUGAUGGAGGAACAGGGGCAGCGCCGCCCGGAACUUUUCCGGCUGCUUCUGGAAUGGCGGAUGAUGCAUGGAAAGAAUUUAGCUGUCGGAAAGCCUCGGCCCACAGGCGACACGGUGACCCUUUUCCUCUACCGCGCCUAGGUCAGCCGAGGCAGACAGACCCGCUGAGACGGCGACUGGAUGGUGCUUUUGGUGCUGUCAACAGUUUAGCUUCAGCUGUUUUUGAGAAGACCGAUAACCCUGAUCUUCCUCUGACACGUGUACAGUUGUGGAUGAUGAAUGAUCUUGGCAGGAGAGUAUCCAACUACGGUGAGAAGCUUGACAACAUGACGCCAGACGAUGCUCUUCGCGACCUUGGGUGUGGGGCCAACCUGUAUUCUCAGGAGGCCAAUCAUGUUGCUGACUUGGACAUUGAUCAAAUCAAGAUCCUUAGUCGACAGCUGGACCCGAAGCCUGCCUCAGCACUAGCGCCCCCUGAGGUCAAGGCUGUCAUAGACAACUUUGCGGACAAAGUGGAAAGAUCCACAAGCGAGAUUGAAGCCAUGAGGGAUGGGCUGCGGGUGCGAUCCAAGAAGGACAGGGCAUGGCGACUCUGGCUGGCCACCAAGGGAAUUUUGUCACGACGUAGGGUCAGUCAAAACACUCUGACACGAUAUCUUCGGCAGAUUGAGGAGUUUGAAGAAUGGCUGAGGAGCAAGAGACAGAGGUGGAGUUUUCCCACUUUAGAUCGCAAAGUCACUCAAUAUAUCACUCACCUGUAUGACUCUGAUGCGGAAAUGUCUAAAGCAUCCUACCUUAUUUACGGAUUGCAGUUACUGAAAUGCGAAGGCUCCAAAGACUCGUUUUUGGUAGGUUCCAAAGAGGCUCUGAGUGGGUGGAGAAAACAAGAUCCUGGUCAGAUGCGCGUGCCUGUUCCUGAAGAAUUCAUUUUUGAUCUCAUGACGCUGGCUCUUGAAGAUGACAGAAUCGAUUUGGCUAUGGCUAUGUUGAUUCAAUUCGAUGGCUAUUUGAGACCAUCCGAGUGCCUUUCCUUGACCACCGAUCAUGUAUGUCGGCCACAGGGCCGUCGCUAUUUGCACUGGGCUUUGAUCAUUGCUCCAUCCACUUUGCAGCAGACUACCAAGACGGGUCAGUCAGAUGACUCAAUCCUUUUAGGGGAUCGACCUCACAAUGGCUGGAUUAAAGAAUGUAUGAGACUUUUCAUGAAGACUGUGAAAUAUGAGCUGUUUCCUGGCCUGACCUUGUCGGGAUAUGAAACUUGGUGUCGUCAAGCCUGCUUGCGAUUGUCCUACAAGUGUUCAUGUGUCAUGCCUCAUAUCAUUCGACAUGCCGCUGCCAGCAAUGACAUGUAUCAUAGCAGGCGUUCUUUGGUAGAGAUUCAGAAACGUGGCCGAUGGGCUGCCAAACGAAGUGUCUCUAGAUACGAGAAACAUGCGUUGCUUUUGGCGCAAUGGCGUCAAGUGAGCCCCCAGAGAAAAUCCCUGGUGGAAGCUCAGUCUCAAAGCAUCAAGAGUACCAUUUUAACUGCUUUGCGAACCAACGGUUAA